This is a messenger RNA of Prorocentrum cordatum, 1251 nucleotides long. Lineage: Eukaryota; Dinophyceae; Prorocentrales; Prorocentraceae. The record is from the annotation of a GenBank genome assembly.
GGCUUGGGUCUCGAUUGCCACACAAGUAUGCUUGGUAUCAGUUUCAGCACCCCGUAACCAUCACAUUGCCCGUUGUCCUAAGGGGGGCGGUAAGCUCUGAGAUGGAGCAGGCAACAAACGAGCCACAGUACAGGGAUACAAUGGAGUGCCAGGAUAAUUCCCAUUAAUAUUGCUUGCGUCUCUGACCUAUGAAACGCGGCGGGACGAGCUUUUCGUUAUAAACAGGCAGUGCGCGCACACUCGUACACUCCGACACUGGAAUGACGAGAGAGGGAGAGAGCUUGCUGCAACGUCGUGCAACAGCUCCUUCAAAACCACUUUAGCUGGCGACCCCCUGGCAGAAAAAAACGCACGUUACAUGCACCCACGCUCAUGCUCCCCGCUGCUGCCCCGCGUCCGUGGAUCAGCACACCGAGGAAGAGCUCAGGCUCGAGCUCGGUGGAACAACGCUCGAUCUCAGUCGCCGCCGUCGAGGCCGAUCGAAUGCUCUCUCAGACUCUGCACCCGAUCGACCGCCCAGAACUGCAUGGGGGUGAGGAGGGCGCAACAGAAGCGCGGCGGGCGCCAAGACGUGCUGGACGCACGACUGGCGGGGAAAACGCCAAUUGAAAGUACGGACCAUAAAAAGCAGGUCCUGUCAGUGCGGGUGACAGAUUGACCAAGGCAGUGCGGGCCAAGGCGACAGAGUGGCAGGACGAACGGGGUCCAGCUUGCCAGAGGGUGAAGAGAACGAGAGCAUGGAAGAGGAUGUGGAGGAGGAGGAGGAGGAGGAGGGGGGGGAGCUUGCAGGCGCUUGCCUCCCUCCGCACCUCCGCGGGGGGCGCCGGACGCCGGCGCUCGGGAGCGCGCCGGGCAGGCGGCCCGCGCGGGGGCGGGCGGCCGGGGGUCACGCCAGCUCCGCCUCGCUCAGCUCCCGCACGCCCAGCCACCUCUCGGGGGCCGCCUCGCGCCCGCCCAUGAAGCUCAGGAGGGCCUCGCUGGGCCCUCCUUCACCCCGAGCAUCUCGUGGGUGCGCCUCAGGAAGCGCUGCGCUGUCGCCCACUCGCCUCGGAUUAGUUCUGGUAGCCCAUGUUGAAGAUCUGCGUGAACUCCUGGCGUGUACCGAAACCGCAUCGUCGCGAUGUCGGGAUCCCUGGGACCUCUAACAAGUCGAACUCUUCGCGGAACUUCAAGUUCUUCUCCAUCUCUAGAUGCUGACGCACACGGAAGCGCGUCCGCGAGUUCCAAAGCCACUGCUUGGUGGGCGGCUCC